AUGUUUGUUCUCAAUGCGCGAUCGAAGCCAAGUGGAAAAACGGGAACAGUUCGGUGGUUAUGUACAUUAUCAAAAAAAGGCAGGCAGCUGAUCUAUAAAUUAGGAGACUUGAACAUUGAAGGCAAAGGUGAAUUUCCAAACAAGUGGCAUAUCCCACAAGCCAUACCGCUUAAAGAAUGGAUUAAUAGAACCCGUAACAUUGAUGAAAACGAAGAACUUGAAUUUACACAUGCUGCAGUCGGUUGGGCCCAUGCGCUUGUUGCCUUCAAAGACAGACAAUCGAAUAAUUCGCAAAUCUUCUCAUGGGGAUUAAAUACGUCAGGACAAUUAGGUUUUGAUGUAACGACAGGAAAUCACGGCUUUGUGCAAAAUCUUCCAUCUAGUUUCUUGGUCAAUUCUCUUCACU
Molecule: messenger RNA, 406 nt
Organism: Paraglomus occultum
Lineage: Eukaryota; Fungi; Glomeromycota; Glomeromycetes; Paraglomerales; Paraglomeraceae
Source: the annotation of a GenBank genome assembly